AACCCGAAAAAACCAAAUUGCGCAUCACUCCAAUUCCAUAGCUGCUGAAAGAAGAACGAGAAAUUCCCCUUGUCUCUUCCGAACCUCUGAAAACCACCGACGAUGGGCUCAGUACUCUCUAACAUGCUCGGAGGAGGCGAAGGCGCCGCCGCUACCGGUGAAGACGACUCAUCGUCGGGCGAUCACUCCGGCGUCACAAAGUUCCACUCCGCUGCCCGCUGGCAGCUCCACUUCAACUCCCUCAAAGAUUCCAACCAGCUGCUGGUGAUCGAUUUUGCGGCGUCUUGGUGCGGGCCUUGCCGGUUCAUCGAGCCUGCGGUGAACGCUAUGGCUGCGAAAUUCACCGACGUCUCCUUCGCCAAGAUCGAUGUGGAUGAAUUGCCCGAAGUGUCGCAGGAAUUUGGGGUGCAGGCGAUGCCGACGUUUGUGCUGGUGAAGAGAGGGAAGGAAGUGGACCGAGUGGUGGGAGCUAAGCAGGAUGAGCUGGAGAAGAAGGUCUCCAAAUACAGGUCUGCUUGAGUAAACACAGCCCUCUCUUUUUUCCUUAUACCAAUGAAUAGAGCUGGCUUGCUCUUCAGUGUAUCUGGUCUGGGAUCAAAUGUUCAUAGAGGUCUCGGUGUUCUUAUUUCAUGACAAACUUUUGUGAUUGCUGAAGAGGAAUGGUGACAAAUGACUAAAGUGUUUGUGUUACUGCUGUCUGAUUCUGGUUGGGAAUGUGUAUUGACUAUGGUGAUUGGCUCAGUGGACAGGAUUAUGAAUGGGGGAGAUUCGGUAUGUUAUUUUCAUUUGCUGAAAUCUUUUAAGGUCUAUUCGUUUCGGGUCCAGUUAGGAGUUGAAUGGGAUGUGUAUGCACGAACUGAUAUUGUUGGAUCAUUGGCUCGGAAUGAUAUGAACAAAUCUCGCUUGUUGUAUGCAAUGGCGUUAUGUCCACUGUUGCUACCAUGUGUAAUGGAUGGUUGAAAGCACACGACGGCGGGC
Linum tenue is the source of this 978-nucleotide messenger RNA. NCBI's taxonomy places the organism in Eukaryota, Viridiplantae, Streptophyta, Magnoliopsida, Malpighiales, Linaceae. The record is from the annotation of a GenBank genome assembly.